Messenger RNA from Cylicostephanus goldi, 231 nucleotides. NCBI's taxonomy places the organism in Eukaryota, Metazoa, Nematoda, Chromadorea, Rhabditida, Strongylidae. The record is from the annotation of a GenBank genome assembly.
AUGAGAUUUUCGUUCCAGGGCCGACGUGGAUCUCGUGUCGAAGGUUCGUCACUUUCACCACCGCAUACGUGGUCCGAUUCUACGGCCGAACAGGAUGAGGAUAGCGCCGAAAGUCGUCAUCUGUUCACCGUGGUUGUCACAUUGCCUGAGGGAAAUAUCGUCGAUUCGAGAGUGAUCUCGGAUAGCGUGUCAGCCGAGGUACGAUUUAUGUCAGCUGAACUGAAGAUUUGA